UGAGAAGCUGUUUCCUCCGUUUGCAUUCAAAAGGUGGUUCCUUUGUUCUCUCUCCUCUCUUCGACGCUUCCUCCUCCUCCCCUUUACCCCCAGAUCCAACAACCAGGGAAAGGGGAGCGAGAUGGGAACAAUGGAGGAAAAGGAAAGAACCCAUCAUAGGGAGACUCAUGGAAGGAGCAGUGAUGUUAUAGAGAGCAUAUCGAUCGAUAAGGUGAAAGGCCCGAAUGUGUUUGAGCGAGCCAAGGAAGAGAUUGAGGCGCUCGUGGACACGAUUCGUUCAAAUAAGAACCAUGAUCAUGAUAAUGAUCAUUAUCCCCGCACCAAGAAAGAUGAGAAAAAAGUGGAAGCACCUAAUUUACAUGACAAGUCGAAGGAAGAGAGCGAAGUUGACAUUCACAUUGUUAAAGAGAAAGUGCAUAAGAGGGAGACUCAUGGCAAAAGCAAUGAUGUCGACGAGAAUACCCCUCUCAACAAAAUCAAAGGUCCGAAUAUAUUUCAGCGAGCCAAGGAAGAGAUCGAGGCCAUCGCAGGGACGAUUCAUCCAAGAACCGAACCUGAUCUAAAACCUCAGGAAGAGACACAAGAAAAUUUCUGGGGGUUCUUUGCAAGGUUGUUUGAGAAAAUCUGCUCUCCUCAUAAUGCGAAGAGGGACUAAUUAUAAAGAUUAUUUGGAUUGAAUAUUGUUUUGUCCAUUUGGACUUAAAACUUCUUUCUGCAGAGCGAAAUGUGUAGAAGCUUGUGUAAAGUGUGCAGUUUGUAUUUUCUUAAGAAUAUAAUUCUUUUCGUUUCGAUGGAGCGGAAAUACUGUCAUUGUUUUUCUGAUAUACACCGCAAAGAUUGUAGCCAUAGUUAUAUAAACAUAGGUCUUCAACUUAACCUUUUUUA
Ananas comosus (pineapple) is the source of this 885-nucleotide messenger RNA. RefSeq lists its product as uncharacterized. The record is from RefSeq and is a predicted model, not a curated record. The transcript has 3 exons. The coding region runs from base 122 to 655 and encodes 177 amino acids. Lineage: Eukaryota; Viridiplantae; Streptophyta; Magnoliopsida; Poales; Bromeliaceae.